AUGACGACAUGGGCCAGGAUGGUUAUGAAAGGCUCCAAGGGAGCACGGAGGGAGGCUCGGCUCGAGAAUACCAAGGAGCAACGUGAAAAACGACGGUCCGCAGAAGAAAAGCGAGCAGCUCGGGCGGCGGCCCUGCGUGAGCGGAAGAAGAUCUACACCGAGGCGCGCGCUGCUCUUCUCCAGCCGGUCCAUCAGUUGAAAUUGGACACCAUCGUGGAGCACCCGGAGGAAGCUCUAUCCACCGACAGCAAGAAAGGGCAGGCGUAUCGGCAGGCGUAUGCCAUCUUGUUCUUCGUGUCUUUGGAGUACUUCCUACUUCGGAUUUUUGAGGUUAUCGAGACGCGUUUGUUGACGAGUUGUCGAAUUAGCUUCCAGAACAAGGGUGGGAUUUGCUUUUUUGUUAGCGUUGAGUUUUGGGGACGCAAUGCCACCAAAUAGUCCUGUCUAGCAAUAGGUUUUGAAUUACCAGACAUGCCUAGCGAGACCCUGAUUCAGCCCCCGAUGUAGGCUUACACUUCCCUUGGUUCCUGUUUGGCGGAGCAGGUUGAAUGAUAGAUUUCACCCCAUGGAGCACAGCAGACUUGCAGCAAUCGGGGCAGGCGUGA
Molecule: messenger RNA, 605 nt
Organism: Ectocarpus siliculosus
Lineage: Eukaryota; Phaeophyceae; Ectocarpales; Ectocarpaceae
Source: the annotation of a GenBank genome assembly